This is a messenger RNA of Botrytis byssoidea, 535 nucleotides long. RefSeq lists its product as uncharacterized. The transcript is spliced from 4 exons. The coding region runs from base 1 to 456 and encodes 151 amino acids. Gene Ontology annotation, molecular function: carbon-sulfur lyase activity. NCBI's taxonomy places the organism in Eukaryota, Fungi, Ascomycota, Leotiomycetes, Helotiales, Sclerotiniaceae. The record is from RefSeq and is a predicted model, not a curated record.
AUGAACGUCUCCUGCGAAUGCCAAAAUGUAGUUUUCAAAACUCCGUUGGCGAAACCACUGGCGCUUUAUAUUUGUCAUUGUAAUGAAUGCAAACGACAAUCCUCCUCAGCGUUCGGCGCCUCUGCUAUCUUUCCUCGAUUCCCAUUGCCGUGUCCGGAGUUUCUGGCGGUUUAUACUCGUCCCACGGCCUCAGGACACACGGUGAAUUGUUAUUUCUGCAAAACAUGUGGUACACGGUUAAUCCACAGCACGCCUGGAAAGAGCGUUGUUAGUGUGAAGGGAGGGUGUAUUGAGGGAUUGGAUUGGAAAAUGGCGAAGCAUAUUUGGGUUAAGAGGGCCAUGGUUCCUAUUCCUGAAGGAGCAGAAGUGGUAAAAGAGGAACCGGAUUUUGACCCCUACAUCUGUAGGACGACAGAUCUUUUGGAAAAUGGAAAGAUGGAUGCUGGAGCUGCGUGAAAGGGACGUGGGAAUGAAUUGCUGCACUUAGUAAGUAUAGAGGAUAGUAAUGAUUAUUCCAAUUAUUUUUAUUACUACC